Molecule: messenger RNA, 1333 nt
Organism: Sorghum bicolor (sorghum)
Lineage: Eukaryota; Viridiplantae; Streptophyta; Magnoliopsida; Poales; Poaceae
Product: universal stress protein PHOS32
Exons: 3
Coding region: 171-992 (273 amino acids)
Source: RefSeq, a predicted model, not a curated record
CCCCACCCAGCGCCUCGCUCGACUUCAACCCCAAGCAUUCCAUUCCUUCCAGUACCUUCUCCCCGUCCCCUUCCUCUCCCUCCCUAGUCGCCCCCAAGUCCCCACGACCCCGACCCCGGCCGCUAAGCAAACUCACAAGUCCCAGACCGAUCGCCGCAGAAGAUCCCGCGAUGCAGGCCCCAAGUCCGCCGGCGCCGUCCUCCUCCGUCGACCUGCCGCUGGCGGCGGCGCCGCCGCCGGUGAAGGCGCCGACGCCGCGGCCCCCGCCGCCGGCGUCGCUGCAGCCGGAGUCCCCGGGCGUCUUCUUCUCCGCCGCGGCCGCCGCCGCGCCGCUGGGCACCUCGCACCGCCGCAUCGCCAUCGCCGUCGACCUCUCCGACGAGUCCGCCUACGCCGUGCGCUGGGCCGUCGCCAACUACCUCCGCCCCGGGGACGCCGUCAUCCUGCUCCACGUCCGCCCCACCUCCGUGCUCUACGGCGCCGACUGGGGCGCCGUCGACGUCUCCCUCCCCAACCCUAGCAACGCCGCCGCUGCCUCCGAGGACGACGACGACGACUCCGAGGCCGCCGCGGCCGCGAGCAGGAUGGACGACGACUACGACGCCUUCACGGCCUCCAAGGCCGACGACUUCGCCAGGCCGCUCAAGGACGCCGGAAUCCCCUACAAGAUCCACAUCGUCAGGGACCAUGACAUGAAGGAGCGCCUCUGCCUCGAGGUCGAGCGCCUCUCGCUCAGCGCCGUCAUCAUGGGGAGCAAGGGCUUCGGCGCCGCAAGGAGGACCAGCAAGGGCAGGCUCGGCAGCGUCAGCGACUACUGCGUCCACCACUGUGUCUGCCCCGUUGUCGUCGUGCGCUUCCCUGAUGACGGCUCCGCCGAGGCUGGGGAGGCCGGUGGAUUUUCUGCCGCGGUUGGUGCUGAGGAUGUGCUGCACCCUGUGCUGGAGGAGGAGGCCGAGUACCAUGACGCUGCUGAGGAGCACAAGGAUACUUGACCUCGAUGAUGCAUUGUGAAGUGAAGCCCUCUCGGAUUCAGCAUGUAAAGGUUCUAGUAUUGGACUGUUGGCUGGGUGCUAGCUGGGAUUUCUGCUUGAGUGCAUGUGAUGUUUCCUGAACUUCCAUUACCCGUGUGUAUCCGUGCUUUCACUUUGUUUGUAUCUUCUGUAGUUCUGUUACCUUUGUUCAUGUAGCUUGUCUGACUUCCACUGCCUCGUGAAUAUCUGUCUGAACGUUUGUAGUUAAUUUGCAUUGCACUGUGUUUCUGAUUACAAAUUAACCACUUCUGUAGAACCAACUAAUCAAGUGUGCAAAUUCCUCCCCUUUUUUAUUUGCUUUA